CUGAGUUUAUCGUAAGGGAGUGACGUCACGCUGCCCACAUUGUCGGUUCUUUUUCCUCAUGUUUAACUGAAUUUAGUCUUAUUUAUAGAUACACAGAGGAAGAUGUCCCGAUUCUUUAAAGGUUCUGACUCUGAGUCUGAGAGUUCAUCGUCAGAGGAUGAAAUUAAUAUCCCCCGUGCAGGAACCACUGCAGCAAGACCUGUUGCUUAUGCAUUCAGCGAUGAGGAAGAUGAACCUAAACGUAUUGUACGGAGUGCAAAAGACAAAAGAUUUGAUGAAUUAAGAGAAAUAAUCAAGAAAAUGGGAAAUCAUAAGAAGAUCAAAGAUAUGGCUAGUGUGCUAACAGACUUUGAGGAAUUAGGAAAGGCAUAUGAGAAAGCAAAGAAAGUCAUAGAGAAAGAAAACCAGAUUCCACGCUUCUUCUUGAGGUGUCUGGUGGAACUAGAGGACUUUGUUGCAGAGUGUUGGGAGGACAGGGAGGGGAGGAAACAGAUGAGUAAAAACAACGCCAAAGGUCUGACUACCCUCCGACAGAAAUUGAAGAAGUACAACCGAGACUUCGAAUCUGAUAUUACGUCCUACAGAGAGAACCCAGAUGAAGGAGAAGAGGAGGAAGCAGGAGAUUCUGAGGAUGAGGACUUAGAGGUGGAGGUCCAGGAGGACUUCAGUAAAUCGAGGACCAAAGAGGACACCAAGGCUGCUAAAAAGGUGGCGUAUGAUGACGACGAUGAUGAUGAUGACAGUGAGUGGGACAUGAGUUCUGACAGCUCCAGCUCUGAGAGUGACGGUGGGGAGGGACCAGGUACAACUGUCUACACAGCCGCCAUGUUCUUAAAGAAGCAACCAGGAGAGGAUAAAAAAGAGAAAAAAGAAAAGAAAGAGAAGAAAGUCAAGAGGAGGAAAGAGGAAGAUGAAGAAGGGGAAUGGGAAGAGGUCACCAAGGGGGCACCUAUGAUCAAGGAAGCACCCAAAAUGUUUGCAAAGGACACAGAAGUAAACCAUGAAGCUGUCAUGAAGAAAUUGAAUGAGAUUAUUUCUGCCAGAGGAAAGAAGGGGACAGAUAGAAAUGAACAGAUUGCACUGUUACAAGAACUGCAAAGCAUUGCUGAUGCUAAUAAUCUUGGCCCAGCCAUUUCAAUGAAAAUUAUGUUCCACAUUAUCUCAGCCAUUUAUGAUUACAACCCUAACAUUGCCACCUGUAUGAGAACUGAGAUGUGGGAAAAAUGUUUGAACACUGUUAGCCAGUUGCUAGACAUGGUGGAAGCUAACUCUGAUAUUGUCAUUGGAGAAAAUGUGCUGGAAGAAAGUGAAAAUGUCACAACUCCCCCAUACAGAAUCCGGGGCUGUGUUUUAACAGUGGUGGAGAGAAUGGAUGAAGAAUUCACCAAAAUGUUACAAGCCUGUGAUGCACACAGCACAGAAUAUGUGGAUAGGUUAAAAGAUGAAAAAGCAGUAUGUGACAUACUAGAUCGCCUGCAAGCCUACACUGUACCUAGAGGUACCACAGAGGAAAUUUGUCGGGUUUAUCUCAGAAGAAUAGAACACAUGUAUUACAAGUUUGAUCCUGAAGCAUAUGAUAAUCCACAGGCUGAGAAUAAAACGUUUCAGGAAAUGGAGGAGAUGUGUAAGUUUAUUUAUGCUAAGGAUCUGACGGACCGACUCCGCACACGUUCCAUGCUGUGUCAGAUUUACCACCAAGCUCUCCACGAUCGAUGGUACGAGGCCCGAGACCUAAUGCUGAUGUCACAUCUACAGGACACGAUCCAACACUCAGAUGUCCCCACUCAGAUUCUAUACAACAGAACAAUGGUGCAAUUAGGACUGUGUGCUUUUAGGAAAGGAAUGAUCAGAGAUGCUCACAAUGCUUUAGUGGACAUUCAGAGUGGUGGUCGAGCCAAGGAGCUGUUAGCACAGGGUCUCUUGCUCCAACGUCAACACGAGAGAACUCCAGAACAGGAGAAGAUAGAGAAACGCCGUCUCCUGCCAUACCACAUGCACAUCAACUUGGAAUUACUGGAAUGUGUCUACCUUGUGUCAGCCAUGUUGAUUGAAGUACCCUACAUGGCAGCCCAUGAAAUGGAUGCCAGAAGAAGGAUGAUCAGUAAGAACUUCCACCACGUGAUGAGGAUGAGUGAGCGCCAGGCUCUGACCGGCCCCCCAGAGAGUAUGAGGGAGCAUGUAGUGGCCGCCUCCAAAGCCAUGAAGACUGGGGACUGGAAGGCCUGCAAGAACUUCAUCCUCAACGAGAAAAUGAAUGCUAAAGUUUGGGAGCUCUUCUAUAAGAGUGAGACAGUACAGGAGAUGGUGACUGGUAAGAUACAGGAGGAGAGUCUGAGGACGUACCUGUUUACCUACAGCAGUGUGUACGACUCCCUCUGUCUACACACACUCUCAGACAUGUUUGAAUUGGACAAAGGAAUCGUGCACUCCAUCAUGAGUAAAAUGAUCAUCAAUGAAGAACUCAUGGCCUCUCUGGAUGAGCCCACUCAGACGGUCAUCAUGCACCGUACCGAGCCCACUCGCCUCCAGUCCCUGGCCCUCCAGCUCUCCGAGAAGGUGUCCUCCCUUGUAGACAAUAACGAGAGGAUCAUGGAGCUCAAGCAGGGCAAUCUCUUCUACCAGAAGUCAGGGGGAAACAAGAUCGUUUCCAGAGUAAUUACCAGCAAAACCGUUCUCAAAAUUGGCAGGACAGAAGAAAUCAGCGUCAGAAUUAUUCACAAGAAAGCCAUAGCUGGUAGUUUAAGCCUUUGUACCACUGUCGAAUUCAGAGCUUCAGAUGUCAAUGAAGUCACUCUAGCUUUUUCUAAUUUGGACAUUAAAGAGAAGAUUGAUUCUUCAGAUCUCAACAAAUUGGAGAGCUCUUUGACAGGUCAACAAGUUGAUGAACCAACAAUACCACCUGAAGAUGUAAAGAGUUCAUUGAAAUGCCUACAGCUGAAUGAUGAUACAUUGGAGUCAUCUUUGAAACAACUCACAAUAUUUACCACAAUUUCUUUGUUUUGCUCCUUGAGGAAAAUCUCGGGGAAACAGACUGGAGUACAUAUUGUUGGUCAUUCGGAUCUUCCAAUUGGAGCAGGAUUAGGAUCUUCUGCCAGCUUUUCAGCUUGUUUGUCAGCUGGAUUUUUAACUCUUUUUGGAUUUGUACAGAAACCAGAAAUUGUAGGAAAUGGACCUAUGGGAUUCUGGUCAAAACAAGAUUUAGAAUUAAUCAAUAAAUGGGCUUACUUUGGAGAGAGAAUUAUACAUGGGACUCCAUCAGGAGUAGAUAACUCUGUGGCAACAUUUGGUGGGGCUAUUCAUUUUCAAAAAGGAACCAUUACACCUUUACAGUCCAUUCCACAUAUGAGAAUUCUUUUGAUCAAUACAAAAAUUUCUCGGUCUACAAAAAAAUUAGUUGGAUUGGUCAGAGAAAGAAAAGAAAAAAAUCCUGAGAUCUUUGAGCCAAUUCUACAGUCCAUGGAUGAACUGACAAAUGCAGUGAUCAAGACUUAUGGUGAAAUUUCUAACAGCAAGGACAACCUCAACUCAUUACCUUAUUCUGAUUUAGAGGGCCUUGUAGAUGUUAACCAGCACCUCCUACAGGCCCUGGGGGUCAGUCAUCCUGCCCUAGAUGACAUUUGUCUGACCUGCCUUAGGUCAGGGUUCCAUGCCAAGCUGACGGGGGCUGGUGGAGGAGGGUGUGCUUACUGUGUUAUCAGGCCAGGUGUUUCUGAGGAUGCUGUCGAGGCGAUAAAAUUAGAAAUGAAGAAAAGAGACUACGAGUGUUUGGAAUGUACGCUAGGUGGAGCUGGUGUAGCACUGAAGUCGCCAAGAUGAGUGACGAUUGUGAAUGGUGUAAAAGAGGUCAUGCAAAGAAACGCUGAAUCCUGAGACACAAAACUGCUCAUUGUUUCAUGCAAACGGUUCGGUAACUGUAAAUAAAUUUGAAUCGUUACCAUCAUGGGCACUAAAACAGUUAUAGACGAAACACCCCUUUGUCCUUAUAAGGAGAAAUGGCCAAUUUUAGUUUUGGGG
This is a messenger RNA of Saccostrea cuccullata (small rock oyster), 4014 nucleotides long. Its product is annotated as eukaryotic translation initiation factor 3 subunit C-like. The transcript is spliced from 30 exons. Gene Ontology annotation, cellular component: eukaryotic translation initiation factor 3 complex; cytoplasm. The record is from RefSeq and is a predicted model, not a curated record. Bases 103 to 3816 code for a protein of 1237 amino acids. Gene Ontology annotation, biological process: isoprenoid biosynthetic process; translational initiation. Gene Ontology annotation, molecular function: translation initiation factor binding; ATP binding; RNA binding. NCBI's taxonomy places the organism in Eukaryota, Metazoa, Mollusca, Bivalvia, Ostreida, Ostreidae.